Molecule: messenger RNA, 1095 nt
Organism: Amphimedon queenslandica
Lineage: Eukaryota; Metazoa; Porifera; Demospongiae; Haplosclerida; Niphatidae
Exons: 5
Coding region: 275-877 (200 amino acids)
Source: RefSeq, a predicted model, not a curated record
AUGCCAUAUUUGCUGAAAGGAUUAACGCUGUGCUAAGCAUGUGACAAUAGAUGUGAAGUCUAUUCAUAAACUGAGAGUGCAUGAAUAUGUUCAACACUGACUUGUGGACAAUCAUCAUCAGACACGUGUUACCAGGUAAUAAACAGGUCACCAUACCAUCCUACUGCUAGUCAUGUGCCAACCCAAGGGUAGACUAGGUGUAUAAAAAGAAGUGAUUUUUGCUAUCAUAAUUAUUUAAUAGUCGUUACUAGGCUAUAAACAAAGGAGAAAAAAGAUGCAUAUGUGGAUCUCUUUACUUGUUGCACUUUCUUUUGUGAUACUCUCGAGUGGACAGCCUCAUCCUACAAUUUCUGAGACAUUUGCAGCUAGAGUUGAAGUUGAAAGAGACACAAGAGGUGAAAUUCAUCGUGGAGCUGGUGACAUAUGCAGGGAUCAAAUCAACAAAAAAGGUCUUGAGGCCUAUAACAUCACAUUGGGAAAUAAUACCAAUGAUGAGGUAGUGUACAGCCUGGAGAGGUAUGACCUGGACCCACCAAUGGAAUACCACAUCAGAGGUGUCAGCAAGGAUCCACACUUGCACUGCAGUGAAGAGAGGCCUCAUGAUCCCGAGUUUCAACCAUUUUUUGGCUGGCUUGCAGAAGCUAAAGACCUUGGAACAAUGGAAAUUAAAGAUCUCAGAGUCCAUGCUUAUGGUAUUGAGAAUGGUGGUAUUAGACUUCUGUUGGGUGUAGAUCCAGAAGACAGUGCAAAGCCAAUGAUCCUUGAACGUGGAACUCCAGGAGAGCAAAUUUACAUCAUAUUCAAGACCUUUAGCACAACAGUCGAUCCAAGAGUUUUUGAUAUUCCUGAGAUGUGCCGACGCCCACCACCAAAAUAGGAGGGCACUAACUUUUAAAACUUGCUGUAUGCUAAUAUGCUGCCUUUUUUGCUUUAGUUUUUUUGAUAGCUAAUAUAGGUAUUGAUACUUGAUGCUCAUAUGCUUAGUGCUACAUUAAUUUUGUUUUAUGCUAAUAUGCUGCCUAUUAAUUUUUUGCUGUACUUUCUUUUUGAUGAUGCUUUCUAGCUAAUAAUGCUACUUUUUAUUAGGUAACUAUA